Dentiscutata heterogama is the source of this 507-nucleotide messenger RNA. The record is from the annotation of a GenBank genome assembly. Lineage: Eukaryota; Fungi; Glomeromycota; Glomeromycetes; Diversisporales; Gigasporaceae.
AUGACUAAAUCACUCUCAACAACAGCGAUUCGUGGUCUUCUAGCUCGUACAAUUCAAAAAUCCAAACCUAAAUCCUCAUCACCAGAUAUUCCUGGUUCACAAAAUGCCAACAUCACCGACACACGUUAUCAAAUAAUUAAAAGAAUUCUUUACGAAACACCUAAACCUGAACUUCCUAAAAUGACAGAACAAGAUCUCGAAAGACAUGAAACUAUCGAUCGAGCAUGGAAAUUAUUUUUACGUAAUCAACAAGAGGAAAGAGAAAAUGAAUUAGCAGCAAAAUAUCGAAUGUUAAAUGAAGCAAAUAUUGAACUUGAAAAAUUAGGGCCUAGAUUAUUUAAUAGCGCACAAAUGGGAAAUAAAAUUAUGAUGUUUCCUAGACAAAUGAAGAUUCCAACAGAAACUCCACCAUUAAAUGGAUGGAAUUACGAUUAUAAACCUCCACCUUCAGAUCCUACUAAAGAUUCUAAACCUUUACCUCCAGAUUCUACUAGAGAUUCUCCAUGA